Messenger RNA from Solanum lycopersicum (tomato), 3472 nucleotides. Its product is annotated as probable inactive leucine-rich repeat receptor-like protein kinase At3g03770. Gene Ontology annotation, biological process: protein phosphorylation. Lineage: Eukaryota; Viridiplantae; Streptophyta; Magnoliopsida; Solanales; Solanaceae. Gene Ontology annotation, molecular function: ATP binding; protein binding; protein kinase activity. The record is from RefSeq and is a predicted model, not a curated record.
UUAAUUCCAUCUACUUUUCAUCUUUUUAUAACAAUAAUAAUAUUGUCUUCUUUUUUUCCUUUUUUCACAAUAUUAUUUUUAAUAAUCUUAUUUUAAAAGAAGAUUUGCAUCUCAGUUUCAGGCUUCACACUUGACGAUUGACAAUCACGUGCCCUAUCACUAAUCUACAUGAUAUGGUACAAGUUACAACGCUGACUAGUGACUGAAAUGUUGGUUUACAGUAUCUUUCAACAUGAUCACUGCACUUCUUCCAAAAGAAUUGAUUAUUUAAAAUUGGAGCAUGUAAUUUGAUUCUGAGGUUGUUAUAUAUUUUUAAAAAUAAAAUUAAGAAUAAAUUUGUUUCCAUUGUAGAUAAAAAUAGAGCUAAGGAAAUUUCCAGUGGGUGGGUGGGGUCUCUAAAGAUUGCAAGUACUAUGAGAUAUAGUGCUUUUCUGAGACUCUGUAUGAAAAGAAAACUGUCACCAUUAAAGCCAGAAACCUCAGCCCCUGUUUUUUCUCCUUUACUUGCUCUGCAUGCCAACUACCCUCAAUUUUGAUCUCUGUUUUUUUUUAAAAAAAAAUUUCAAUCUUGUUCUUCUCCCAAGCAAAAAAAAUAUAAUAAAAAAGAACAUUCCUUUAAUUUGCAAUAUAAGGCAAUCUAUUCGCAUUUUUAAUGAGGUUUUAUCAAGAUCGUAGCAGCAUUAACUGUUUGGUAGCUCAAUCUUGACUUGUCUGCACAUUUAGACUUUAAUGCUUUUCAUUUUCACUGAACUAGAAAGGGUCCACCCAUAUAAUUUCCUUAUUCAUGAUUAGCCAAGAACGUAAAAUGGGUUGCUUCAAGAUACUUGGAAACUUGGCUCCAUUUUGAAGUCACUGCUAAAUGGGUUUCUUCAAUAUUUUUGUGAUAGUAUUGGUUAUUUGCGCUUUCUUUAUAGCAAAUACUUAUCAGUUACAGUCCUAUGAAAUUCAAGCUCUUCUUCAGUUGAGGAAGCACUUGGAAUAUCCAGUUCAGUUGGAUGUUUGGGAGAAUUACCAUGGAGAUUUUUGCAGCUUGACUUCAACACUGCAUAUGAGCAUUAACUGUCAAGAUAACUCUGUUACUGAACUCAAAAUCAAAGGAGAUAAGUUAGUUAAGUUGAAUGAAUUUCAUGGAUUUGCAAUUCCAAACCAAACAUUAUCUGAGGGUUUCUCCAUUGAUUCUUUUGUUACCACAUUGACAAGGUUACGUAGCUUAAAGGUUCUUACUUUAGUUUCUCUUGGUAUUUGGGGACCCCUUCCUGAUAAAAUUCAUAGGUUAGCUUCACUUGAACUUUUGGAUAUGAGUUCAAAUUUUCUAUUUGGUUCUGUUCCUUUUCAGAUGUCAAGAUUGAUUAAGCUUCAUACUUUGACAUUAGAUGGCAACUUUUUCAAUGAAACUUUCCCUGAUUGGUUUGAUUCAUUACACAAUCUUACUAUAUUAAGCUUGAAGAACAACAGGUUGAAGGGUCAGUUUCCUUCUACAAUCUCUAAAAUCACAACCCUCACUGACAUUGUUCUGUCACACAAUGUGCUUUCUGGUAAAUUGCCCGAUUUAACAGCCUUGUCUAAGUUGCUUUUGUUGGAUUUAAGGGAAAAUCAUUUGGAUUCUGAACUGCCACCCUUGCCAAAAAGACUUACCACACUUCUACUUAGCAGUAACAUUUUUACGGGUGAAAUCCCAGUAGAAUUUGGCACACUAAAUCAACUUCAACACCUUGACCUGUCGAAUAAUUCUCUCAGUGGAAUGCUUCCUGCUGGCUUAUUCUCUUUGUCUAGCAUUAGUUACUUGAAUUUAGCAUCUAAUGUUCUUAGUGGUUCACUUCCUAGCCAUCUAAAUUGUGGGGGUGAACUUGGUUUUGUUGAUAUUUCUGAUAAUAGAUUAGUUGGUGUACUUCCUUCUUGCUUGAACACCAUAUCAGAUAAGCGAAUUGUUAAGGUCGGUGGAAAUUGCUUGUCUCUUGACACUCAAUAUCAGCAUUCAGAGGGCUAUUGCAAACAAGCAAACUCGGAUAAGAAACGAAUUACAGGAAAAGAAAUAGCAUUAUUAACAGGUGUCAUUGGGGGGAUUGUAAUUGUUGUGGUGUUUCUGUUAGUUGUGCUUCUCAUCUUCCGUAGAAAACGACAUGCGCAUAACAUGGUGGAUAAGCACAUCCCUCCGAAAGUUGUGCAAAGUACACAGCCGGUUCCCUCUGGACUCCUAGUAAAUGCCAGAGUCAUUUCUCAAGUGGCAAACACAGGAUCACAAGGUGCCCCAUCAUAUCGAGUGUUCUCCAUGGAAGAAUUGCUAGAAGCAACAGAAAAUUUUGAUCAGUCAGCAUUACUUGGUGAAGGUUCAGUUGGAAAAAUUUACAAGGGAAGAUUAGAGAAUGGAGCUUACAUUGCUGUAAGGUCACUAAAUGUGUACAGAAGAUACUCUAACCGGAACCUCAAACUGCGAUUGGACUUACUGUCAAAGUUUCGUCACCCCCAUUUAGUUAGCCUUCUGGGUCACUGCAUUGAUGGUGGAGCACCAGAUGAUUCAACUGUCCCCCGAAUUUUUCUCAUUUAUGAAUAUAUCUCUAAUGGAAACUUUCGUGCUCAUCUAUCAGAAAAUAGUUCAAGAAAGAUCCUCAAGUGGUUAGACAGGUUGUCAGUGCUGAUUGGUGUUGCCAAGGCAGUGCACUUUCUUCACACAGGUGUAAUUCCUUCUUCAUUUAGCAACCGCUUGAAGACGAGUAACAUAUUGCUUGAUGAGCAUAACAUGGCAAAACUAAGUGAUUUUGGGAUGUCCAUUCUUAUGGAAGAAAGUGAAAAGGCAAAAGGAGAUGACGUCACCUCCUGGCAUAUGACAAAGAAAGAGGACGAUGUUUAUAACUUUGGUUUCAUAUUACUGGAAUCGCUGGUUGGCCCUUCUGUCAGUGGAAAAGGAGAAGCAUUUUUGAUGAAUGAAAUGGCAUCCUUUGGUAGCCAAGAUGGUCGACGCAGAAUUGUGGAUCCAAUAGUGCUAGCCACUAGCUCCAAUGAGUCUUUGUCAAUUGUAAUAUCCAUCACCAACAAAUGCAUAUCUACAGAGUCGUCAACUCGGCCCUCGUUUGAGGAUGUUCUGUGGAACCUACAAUAUGCUGCUCAAGUUCAAGCUACAGCUGAUGCAGAUCAGAAAUCCGAUGCUACUUCACCGACAUAAGGAGUCCAAGCGCAUACUUAAUUUGGUCAGAGCAUAGGAGAAUGUUAGCUGAUUAAUUUCAUGAUGGUUGUGGGAGUACCAACCGGUAGGCUAGCCUUAAAGCUCAAGUUUAAGCUACAGGUCCCCCUAUAUUUUGUAUCAGAAGUGUAAAUUUUGUUGAUUCUAGUAAUAGGUGAUGUUUCCAUAUAGCAUAGACCCUCAUUUUAAAUUCCAUCAUUGCAACUAGGCAAUUGAAGUCGUACAAAUCUAGAUUCAGACAAGACAAUACAUAUGUUUGGUGCAACGGAAAUAAAAAGAAGAAGAUAUGAUAGA